This is a messenger RNA of Haliotis rubra (blacklip abalone), 1126 nucleotides long. RefSeq lists its product as uncharacterized. The transcript has 4 exons. Lineage: Eukaryota; Metazoa; Mollusca; Gastropoda; Lepetellida; Haliotidae. The record is from RefSeq and is a predicted model, not a curated record. The coding region runs from base 166 to 864 and encodes 232 amino acids.
CGGUUGGGUGCAAUAGAGUAAUGUCGGUCAAGGCAACACGUUGUGAUACCAGACCGCAGCUCCAUGCGAUUUAUUGACUUUGAACUGAUCUGGGUGACGUCCUACUCCACGCUAGUAUACCAGACAAAGAUAUCUUACGAGAAGGGAUUCAAACACUGACAUACAAUGGACAAGGCACAGUACGGUGACAUUACUGAGCUGGUUAAACAUAUUCUACAAAACCAGAAACGUAUAGCGGCCAUGAUGGAUGCCCUUGUGAACAGAAUCUCUUCAAUACUGGCGAAUGUCAUGGCUUCAGAUGAACAACAGGAAGCCUGGAGAAGUCACCAGCAAGACAGUCAACGGCAACUGCAUCAUCAUCUGGAUGAGCUGAGGAGCCAUUUAGAUGGACUAGAACAGAGGGUUGCCGCAUUGGAAAUCAGCCAAACACAACCUGAUUGGAACACGAAAUCACGGAAAACGAACACGGAAGUAGGGGAGCACAUUGACGGAACCCUUCCUGAAGAUUUGUCAGAAGCAUUGUCGAAUUGGUGUAGUCUAGAUUCCCCUGAGAGGAUGGAGAGUCCCGCAGAACUCUUGAAUCAGCAAGGUUCUUGUCAUUUCAAGGCUGUCACUCUUGCUAUAUUGUUUGCUAACCGCCUGGCUGCCUCAGAGACGCUGGAUAAUCGGGGAGAAAGACAAGGGCAUCCUGUAGAAGAAAAGCCAGGUGGUGAUCAUUUAAAAGCAACAGCUCUGGCCAUAGUAUUCAUGAUCAAGCUGAUGAAGGCUAAGGAACUGCCUCUUGUGCUGGACAGUCAAAGGGACAUAACUCCAGGCUCACACGAUUACAUUGAGACGCCCGACCGUGUGCUGUCAUGUCGUUAGAUGUAGAAGCUGUGAUUCUGUGAAAACUGAAACUAUGGAACAAUGACUUCAUGAAACUUUGUCGGGUUGCUUCCACGAAGCUGUUAGCUGUGUCAAACAGUCGCUAUGAAGUUGCUAGCUGAAAUACUGACUAUAUAUGGCAAACAAGCGCUAUGAAGUUGCUAAUUGAAAGUCUGACUGCAUUUGGCAAUCAAAUGCUAUGAAGUUGCUAAUUGUGAAAUACUGACAGUAAGUAAGUGGCAAACAAACGCUAUGAAGUUCC